Molecule: messenger RNA, 1380 nt
Organism: Fusarium keratoplasticum
Lineage: Eukaryota; Fungi; Ascomycota; Sordariomycetes; Hypocreales; Nectriaceae
Product: Zn(2)-C6 fungal-type domain-containing protein
Exons: 2
Coding region: 1-1380 (459 amino acids)
Biological process (GO): regulation of transcription by RNA polymerase II
Molecular function (GO): zinc ion binding; DNA-binding transcription factor activity, RNA polymerase II-specific
Source: RefSeq, a predicted model, not a curated record
AUGACGCCUCAACCGUCUGGUCCCGAGAGCCUCUCCUCUGCAAGGGUCUCUAAGCUUGCCAGAAGACCUCACCGCAAGUCGAGAAAUGGCUGCUUCAACUGUAAAAGGAGGAAAGUAAAGUGCGACGAGGUGAAGCCCGCUUGCGCCAACUGCGUGCGCUUCGGUAUCCCUUGCGAUUUCGCUCCCUUGCCGCCAACUGGCGAGGACCCGUCAUCGUCAAGGUCACCUCCCGACUCCAGUGCCGUCCAAGGAGAGCCCUCCACGACGCCGCGCCGUGGUCCGGGCCGGCCACGAAAAGAUUGGGCCGCCCUGACGAGACCGCUCCCGCAUCAACCGGAGCGAGCCGGGACUUCUCCGCCAUCCGCCGCCGCGACUCCGGCGUCGUCUUCAACAGCUUCAACGUCAAUGGCCUGUCCUUUGAACGUUGCCGAUGCUGAAUUCCUAUUCCACUUCAUUACCCACACCGCUGGGACGCUGCACGAUUAUGAUGACCCUCAGAAGAGCAUUGCGGUUUUCUGGGCACGAAAUGUUCCUCAGAUCGGAUUAUCAUACCACUUUGUCCUCCAUCUUGCGUAUUCUCUAGCCGGAUACCACCUUGGUUAUCUAGAACCCAAGGGGACAGAACGCCAUGCUCGGAAUCGCACCCUCGCAGCGCAACACGCGGAGCUUGGGUUGACCGAGCUCAACAAGACUUUGUCCAACCUAAACGAGACAAACUGCGGUGCCCUAUAUGUCGCUUCCGUACUUGUUUGUUAUUGUACCUUUGCAGCAGGACCUACUGGUCCCGAAGACCUCCUACUCUGCAGCGUGGGAGAUGUCGCCGCACAGCGGUGGUUACCAUUAAUACACGGCGUGAGAUUGAUUCGACAAUCUAUUGAGCCCGCGACAUUGUUCACGGGGCUUAUGUCUCCCCUUGGCGGCGGCGCGGAUCCAGAACCGGAGGACCCGAGACCCGAGUAUCUCGUCAAAGGAUUCCCUCACCUCCAGUGGAUCGAGCCUCUUGAGAAGCUGCGGGCAUGGAUUGCAUCCAACGAAACACCGGAUACAGUCUUAUUUCUGAGAGCCCACAAGUCGCUCUGCGAAAUUUACGAAGCCAACUAUGGUGAUGCGGAUGGAGGCUACAACGGCCCAAUGACAAAUAAGCUUGUAUUUGGGUGGUUCUACCGCCUGCAGGAUCUCUUUGUUGGCUGUCUUCAGCGGAAAGCACCGCCGGCUCUUCUCUUAUUGGCGUACUACGUCCCUUUGUUUAACACGAUGACACGAUCUUGGUAUAUGGAUGGGUGGGCGGCGCAUCUUCUCGAUGCAAUACGGGGAUUACUCAGUCCAGACUUGUUGGGAUGGCUAGAAUGGCCUCUAGAAGUGUCCAAGCAAAGGGCAUGA